AUGGCUCAGUAUGUGAAUAUCGGUAUUCACCACACGAGGAAGAACUUGUCGACUGGCGAAAGCAGUAAUUCGCCUUCCCUCACCAUCACCAGCAUUGAAUAUUUUGAGGGAAAUCCCUUAAUGAGACUCGAAGAGGAGCGGUUGCAAGUUUAUGCGUACGUGAAUAUAACAAAUGGUCUCGAUCAAGGUCUGCGUUGA
Molecule: messenger RNA, 198 nt
Organism: Penicillium taxi
Lineage: Eukaryota; Fungi; Ascomycota; Eurotiomycetes; Eurotiales; Aspergillaceae
Exons: 2
Coding region: 1-198 (65 amino acids)
Source: RefSeq, a predicted model, not a curated record